Molecule: messenger RNA, 5371 nt
Organism: Anoplopoma fimbria (sablefish)
Lineage: Eukaryota; Metazoa; Chordata; Actinopteri; Perciformes; Anoplopomatidae
Product: E3 ubiquitin-protein ligase RNF19A-like
Biological process (GO): positive regulation of proteasomal ubiquitin-dependent protein catabolic process; ubiquitin-dependent protein catabolic process; protein polyubiquitination
Cellular component (GO): ubiquitin ligase complex; cytoplasm
Molecular function (GO): ubiquitin conjugating enzyme binding; zinc ion binding; ubiquitin protein ligase activity
Source: RefSeq, a predicted model, not a curated record
AACAGAGGGAGCUCUGUAGAGCUGUUGUCGGUCGGAACGGAACGGAUAGGUGGGACCGAAGACAGAGGAAAAGAAGUGCUAGUAGCAGUGGGGAAGUAUUUCACGGCACCGCACCGGGGCCACCGAUUGAUUCACUGGAAACCGUUUUUGGAAGGCAGCCCGUUUCCUUUCGUCUCCGGUACUGUCUGCGGAACAAGUGUCACCAGCAACAGACGGUUCUGUUGCAUCAGUUUCGCCGUAGGUGACCCCCCACCCCUCCGCCAAAAUCCGGCUGUUAGAUGUGACCACGAGGUUGAUAAGGAGAAGCCACCAUGUCUUAAGCGCAGACGGGCCCUCCGGGGCCCUGUCCCCCUACCCUGGCCCGCCGUCCACCUCCCCCAUCCACCACCUCACCCCUUCCCCCAGCCCCAGCCCCAUCCCGCUCCCGAACCUUCCUGCACAUGCGCGGGACAGGCUACCCAGCUCCGGCUCCCCGCUGGCACACCCCUCCCCUCCCCCUAGAGAUGAGCCUGCAGAAACACCGGCAGUUGGGCGGCGGGGUGAUGGGCUCCGACCGGGACCUGCAGUCCACGGCAUCUUCCAUCUCCCUGCCCUCUGUGAAGAAGGCCCCGAAGAAGAGGCGCCUCUCCCUGGCCUCUCUUUUCAGACGACGUGGUCGAGAGUCCAAAUCGGCGCGCCAAAGGUCCAGAGAGCUCCAGCACCCGGGACCCUUGGGGCUUGGAGGGGUGGAUGGCAUCGCCAGCAUCGAGAGCAUCCACUCCGAGAUGUGUAACGACAAGAACUCUGCCUUCUUCUCUGUGGCCGGGACCGGAGCUGCCUCUGCUGCUGCUGCUGCUGCUGCUGCUGCUGCUGCUGCUGCUGCUGCUGCUGCUGCUUGCUCCGCUGCUGCUGCUGCUGCUGCUGCCUCCACCUCAUCUGCCUCAGGGCCUUCCUCCUCCACCUCCUACACCACCUCCUCCUCCACGGCGGGGAGCGGGGUGGGGGCAGAGCUGCUGGAGUGCCCGCUGUGCCUUCUGCGCCACUCCAGGGAAAGCUUCCCCGACAUCAUGACCUGUCACCACCGCUCCUGCAUCGACUGCCUGCGCCAGUACCUGCGCAUCGAGAUCUCGGAGUCGCGCGUCAACAUCAGCUGCCCCGAGUGCUCGGAGCGCUUCAACCCGCACGACAUCGCCAUGAUCCUGGGGGACCGGGCCCUCAUGGAGAAGUACGAGGAGUUCAUGUUGAGGAGGUGGCUUGUGGCCGACCCCGACUGCCGCUGGUGCCCCGCGCCGGACUGUGGGUUUGCCGUGAUCGCCUUCGGGUGCGCCAGCUGUCCCAAGAUCACGUGCGGCAGGGAGGGCUGUGGUACAGAGUUCUGUUACCACUGCAAGCAGCUGUGGCACCCCAACCAGACCUGUGACGCCGCACGGCAGCAGAGAGCCCAGAGCCUCCGCCUGAGGACGGUCCGCUCGUCCUCCCUCAGCUACAGCCAGGAGAGCGGCGCUGCAGCCGACGACAUUAAGCCAUGUCCGCGCUGCGCCGCUUACAUCAUCAAGAUGAACGACGGCAGCUGUAACCACAUGACCUGCGCCGUCUGCGGCUGCGAGUUCUGCUGGCUCUGCAUGAAGGAGAUCUCGGACCUGCACUACCUGAGUCCGUCAGGCUGUACUUUCUGGGGGAAGAAGCCAUGGAGCAGGAAGAAGAAGAUCCUUUGGCAACUGGGGACACUGGUGGGCGCCCCCGUCGGCAUCGCACUCAUCGCAGGCAUAGCCAUCCCCGCCAUGAUCAUCGGCAUCCCCGUAUAUGUGGGGAGGAAGAUCCAUAACCGCUAUGAAGGCAAAGAUAUCUCCAACCACAAGAGGAACCUGGUGAUCGCUGGAGGAGUGACCCUCUCUGUCAUUGUGUCUCCGGUGGUGGCUGCAGUCACAGUCGGCAUCGGAGUUCCCAUCAUGCUGGCUUACGUCUACGGCGUGGUGCCCAUCUCGCUGUGCCGUAGCGGAGGCUGCGGUGUCUCAGCUGGGAACGGAAAAGGGGUCCGCAUAGAGUUCGACGACGAGAACGACAUGAAUGUCGGCAGCGGUGCGGCUGCCACCGAUACCACGUCAGUAGCAGACGCCAGGAACAACCCCAGUAUAGGUGAAGGAAGCGUGGGGGGGCUGACGGGCAGUCUGAGUGCCAGCGGCAGCCACAUGGACCGUCUGGGGGCCAUCAGGGACAACCUGAGCGAGACGGCGUCCACCAUGGCCCUGGCCGGGGCCAGCAUCACCGGCAGCCUCUCCGGCAGCGCCAUGGUCAACUACUUAAACAGGCUGGAGGUGCAGGCUGACGUGCAGAAGGAGCGCUGCAGUCUGAGCGGCGAGUCUGGAACCGUCAGCCUGGGCACAAUCAGCGACAACGCAAGCACCAAAGCAAUGGCUGGAUCCAUUCUUAACGCCUACAUGCCCCUCGACAGAGAUGGGAACAGUAUGGAGGUCCAGGUUGACAUUGAAUCCAAACCUGGCAAACUGCGGCACCAUAGCGGCAGCAGCAGCGUUGACGACGGCGGCGCCCACGCGGGCCGCUGCGGCUGGACCUGCCCCUCCGGCGGCUGCCCCUCCGGUGGCUGCGCCUCCUCGGAGGGCAAGGGAGCCUCCGGCAGGUGGGCCAAAGAGGCGUGCUGCUCCUCCUCCUGCAUCGGGGGCAAAAAGAGCAAAGGCAAGCUGCGCAAGAAGGGCGGCGGGGGCACCAAGAUCAACGAGAGCCGCGAGGACAUGGACGCCCAGCUGCUGGAGCAGCGCAGUACCAACUCCUCGGAGUUCGACUCCCCGUCGCUGAGCGGCAGCCUGCCGUCCGUGGCCGACUCCCACUCCAGCCACUUCUCCGAGUUCAGCUGCUCCGACCUGGAGAGCAUGAAGACUUCCUGCAGCCACGGCUCCGGCGGUGGUGACUACCACACGCGCUUCGCCACCGUCAGCCCCUUGCCCGAGGUGGAGAAUGACCGCCUGGAGACCUGCCCCGGCUCCUCCUCGGCCUCCUCGCAGGGACACGGGGCUGUCGUCGCCCCCCACUCCCCUACCUCCACCACCUCCUCCCUGGGCCACGGCGCGGAGCUCUCCCCUCUCUGCUUCAUCACGGCGGAGAACGUCAACCUGGUGUGCCCCGCUGAGCUGGACUCUCACAGCAACGCCAGAGAGCUGCUAAAAGAAACCAACAACAACCACCACCAACCACCACACCCCACCCAAACCCAGCAGCAGCAGCCCAAGAACUCCUGCAUACAGACUGACAUCUGAAAUCUCAACACCUUAAGUGCUGCACAGAUGCUAUGUUUAGUUAACAUCUUCUCCACUGAACUAACCAUCACAGCUUUCAGUUUAACCUGCAUUUUCUUUUAUUCCCUUUGUAAAGGGGAUUUCUGUCCUUCAUUAAAAAAAGCAACCCUGAGUAAAACAGACAUCUGUGUGUCUACUGACGGCCAGAGUGCUGGUUAGAAGUAUUAACAGGCAGCCAUGUGAGAAUCAUUAAGGUCAUGAACGCUGGUGUUUCUCCCCCUGUGACCCGCAGACCGCCCAACGCUUUUUCUUUUUUUUUGACAGUCCACACACUCACCACUCGUAACGGAAACGGCCCACUGUUUCGGUCGCCGUCCCACCGACCUGCGUGGGUGUUCAAACAAAACCACUGUGCCGUUUUUUGCUAGUAUUUGAUUUUUUGGGCUCUCUGAUGCGGAUGCAACACCAUGCGGGAAUCUUAAUGUUCCAGCUUUCCAGAAGGGAACUCAAAACAGGGACCAGGCAAUAUGAUUCACUAUUUUAUUUUUUAUUUCUCCCCUCCCAAAUGUAGUAGUAACAGAGGAACCUUUGUAUUCUUGUCUGUAUUUAUUAUUAGACUUUUUUUUGUCUUUUCCCCGGAUAUUUGUUUGAAAUGAACCCCUCCAAGGUAUAAUUGUAAGGCCUGGGCUAAACAUCCUACAUAAUUUUAGCGCUAAAAACAGCUUGUCACACAAGUGAGGUUCUCUUUUAGAACGGGAGAUGAUACUUGACAGCUCUCUCGCAGCUUAACGACCACAGAGUUCAAACCUGUGGCUGAUGUUUCAAAACCCUCAGUGUGUUGGGUUUUUUUUUUAGCGCUAAGAUGACUCAGGAAACCCGGGCCCUGUUAGGUUUCUGUGGGAAGCGUGUGAUGAUGUGUUCAGGGUUUGAUUCGAGGGAGCGGUCUCUGGAAGGCCACGGUUUUCAAAGAUAAUGCUGAAAGUCAUUAUAUUAAGAAAUUAACCAAUGGGUUGGUUCAAUUCUGUGAAAUUGUAUAAAAGAAAAUGUUUUUUGUCCUGUUCAAAGGUGAUUUAUUCCGGCUGAUGGCCUCGCCUCACCGAGUAAGAGAGAGCUCUGAUGUCUUUCUUGGUUAACUCAUGGUGCCUUCAAGAAGCUGUUUGUGUUCUCUGCGUUUGUUUCUCUCUCUCCACUGUGUCUUCAAGACUCAUUAUAGGUUGCAGAACGUCUGUCUGUGUAGGAGGGACGCUCAUUAACUCUCACACGCACACACACACACACACACACACACACACACACACACACACACACACACACACACAUUCACACACACACACACACACCAUUCAUACUGUGGUAGACAUGGUAAAUGAAGACUUCUCAAUUGCCUACCAAAGACAGCACUCAGGCUCUUGUUAAAUCUUAUACCGUAGAAUUGUCACCCGUAUACACAGUAUAGCGGGGGACGAAUGAGGACAGGACCCGGGACUAUACAGACAUACAGACAUACAGACUGCUGUUUUUUCUACAUGCUCCACAAAUGCUACGCAAAUAACCGAGGCCGCGGAUCGGCCCAGAGGCACCUGCACUGUUACCUGUUUUUCUUAUAACUUCGAUGUUCUGCGAUGCACAAAGUUUAAUGGGGAGACGUGUGUUGGUUCUGGGUUCCCCCUCCCUGUUGAUUUGUCCUGCAUUUUCCCAUUUAUGUUGCCAAUCGGUGCUGCUGAGCAGACUUUGACGUCCAAAUCCAUUUUCAAACACUUUAUGUCAGUGUGUGUGCUUUAAGCCUGUCUUCACUGCUCAGUGGUCGGCUUUGUCGAAGGCCACUGAGUCGGCUCAGGUGAACCUCUACCAGGUAGGUAAAAGCAUCCUGAAUGGUAUUUUGACCCAGGUCUGUUACCGACUGAACACCGAGUUCGGUUCCUGCCCCACAUUAAAAGCAAAAUCAUUCAUUUUUAUGUACCCCCCUCGGUUUCGGUUUCUCAAUCCUUCAACAAAACUCCAGUUUCUUGAUCCUAAUUUGAACACUAGUGCCAGAUAUAAUUUGUAAUUUGUGCAGAAUGGCAUAAGGUAUUUGUAUAUUUGUUUGGUAAUUUGCUUUACUAUAUGCGUGUAAAUGCAUAUCAGAAAAAUAAAAAAUAUAU